AUGAGAGCAAGCGAGAGAUCCAUCACAUUUCAAAUUGAGGGUAUCCGCUCGCUUAUCAGCACUGCGCAGGUUAUCGUUUCUCUUGGUUGUGCUGUUCGACAGUUAAUAGACAAUUCACUUGACGCGUCUGCGAAAACAGUAGAAAUCCGUUCGAGAAACAAUGGCUACGAAUCCGUGGAGAUCAUCGACGAUGGCUCUGGUAUCGAAUCUGACAAUUUCGAUUCUCUUUGUAAACCACAUUCCACGUCGAAACUAACUGGACUGAACGACUUCAGUCAUCUCUCCACACUGGGAUUCCGCGGUGAAGCUCUCAACGCUCUUUGUGCUUUGUCAUCCGUUACGAUAAUUACACGGUAUCGUACCGAUUCGCUCGGUACUAAACUCCGUUUCGAUCACAGCGGAAACAUCGUUGAAAGAACAUCUGUGGCUAGAUCAACAGGUACUACGGUGAUAGUCGAGAGUCUCUUCGAAACCUUACCAGUUCGUAGAAAGGAAUUCGAAAAGACUGCUAAGAAAGAGUUUGGUAAAGUACUGACAACAGUACAAAGCUUCGCUCUUUCACGGCCAGAUGUCAAAUUCAUAUGCAGCAAUACUGUGGCAGGGUAA
Molecule: messenger RNA, 606 nt
Organism: Cooperia oncophora
Lineage: Eukaryota; Metazoa; Nematoda; Chromadorea; Rhabditida; Trichostrongylidae
Source: the annotation of a GenBank genome assembly